This is a messenger RNA of Betta splendens (Siamese fighting fish), 794 nucleotides long. RefSeq names its product transmembrane protein 138-like. Bases 12 to 326 code for a protein of 104 amino acids. The record is from RefSeq and is a predicted model, not a curated record. The transcript has 3 exons. Lineage: Eukaryota; Metazoa; Chordata; Actinopteri; Anabantiformes; Osphronemidae. Gene Ontology annotation, cellular component: cilium.
UCAUUCUGCUGAUGCUGUUUAACACCUUUGUGUUCCAAGUCGGCCUGGUGGCCAUUCUGCUGCAGAGGUUUAGAACUCCACUAAUGCUGUCAGCUCUCUACCUGACCUCCAGCAUCAUGCUCCACUCCUGGCUCAUGAAUCUGCGCUGGCUAAAUACCAAGAGGUUUAUCUGGACAGACAGUCUGCAGGCGCUGUUCGUCUUCCAAAGAACCGUUUCUGUGAUGUAUUACUAUUUCUACAAGAGGACUUCUGAGCAUCUGGGGGACCCCCGACUUUACGAGGACUCACCGUGGCUGCGAGAAGUGUUUGCUCAGGUCAGGCAGUGAUCUGUGACCACAUGCUCUCUGGGCAGAUUAGCAUUUUAAAUCCAUACAGUGUGAAGAAGGGACCGUGGCAGAGGGAGGACAACGCUGCUGCUUCUGGGGCACAAGCUAGAAACGGAUCAACCCCGACGGUGGGGCCUGAUGCUCAGAUGCCCAGUGAUGCAUCCUGCAAAGGGAAACGUUCCUGACCAGCGUUUUAUGAAAGUCAUAACUCUCUCUGAUGAAGGGAGGACUGUGCCAAAAUCAGACUUGAAUGUCACAGACAUUGAUACAAUGAUGAAAAUGAGAAGGAAAGUGACCAUAAUGCAGUUGGUUUGUAUAACUCUGUGCAAGUUUAACUUGAGGUGGUUUUUAAAGUAUAAUUUAACAACAUUCAAUCAUUUUAUUUUACUGUGACCUGACCUGCGGUGUAUGUGGAGCAGCUAUGUUAACAAAUAUACUCGUAAAGAUAAAAUAAAAUAUAGAAACAUG